Molecule: messenger RNA, 3052 nt
Organism: Larimichthys crocea (large yellow croaker)
Lineage: Eukaryota; Metazoa; Chordata; Actinopteri; Sciaenidae
Gene: cpz
Product: carboxypeptidase Z
Exons: 13
Coding region: 222-2225 (667 amino acids)
Biological process (GO): peptide metabolic process; protein processing
Molecular function (GO): protein binding; zinc ion binding; metallocarboxypeptidase activity
Source: RefSeq, a predicted model, not a curated record
UGCGCUCGCUCGUAACGCACAGCAGUGAGCCAUAGUCCUGGCGCGCAGCACUUUUUUGGGUCAGGGAUGCUCCGCGCAGACAAAGGAAGGAGGUUUCCGUGUUGUGGGUGGUAAUUAUCCUUCAGACUAGAGGACAGAAAAGUUGCAGCUUCAAACACACACACACACACACACUGCCACAUCACACACCGCCGUUGUCAAGCGGCUUACUGCACUCCGACAUGCUUUUAGGACUUUCGGUGCUGUUUCUUUCCCUGACGAAAAGUUGUUGGUGCGCCCCGCAGCAGACAUGUCAUCCAGAAGACGAGCUAGAAAGUUGCAGCAACACUGUGGCUGUGGCUGAAGAAAAACCUACCUGUACAGAGCUGAACCUGGGCUACUGUAAUGAUAUGGAAUACUCUAGAACCAUAUUCCCCAACAUCCUUGGCCACCGGAGUCGUAUGGAAGCAGAGUCAGGAGCAGAGUACCUCCUCCUGAGUGUCAUCCAUGGCCUGCUGAAUGGGGAGUGCUCCCCUGAGAUACGUCUUGUAGGCUGCUCGGUACUCGCCUCACCCUGCAAGGAUGACAAGAUGAUCAAACCCUGCCGCAGCACAUGCGAGGCACUGAGGAAGGACUGUAUCCAUUCCUUUGAGGCCAUAGAAAUGGCCUGGCCCUACUUUCUAGAUUGUGACCGCUUCUUUGCCAGCGAUCAAGAAGGCUGCUUUGACCCCCUGGUAGGGCUAAAAGCCAGACAGGAGCUAGCAAUGUCCAGCCUUUCUGCUGAAGAACCAGGCACCAUCAUCCAGUUCACCUACACCUCCAACGCCCAGAUGUACAGUUUACUGAAGAGAACAGCAGCCAAGUGCUCACAUAUCUCUAAUGUCUACAGCAUCGGACGCAGCACAGAAGGCAGGGAUCUGCUGGCUAUUGAGUUCACAGACAACCCAGGACAGCAUGAAGUAUUGGAACCAGAGAUCAAGCUGGUGGGCAACAUGCACGGCAAUGAGGUGCUGGGUCGCCAGUUGCUCAUCUACCUGGUCCAGUACCUGUGUUCAGAGUACAUUCUGGGGAACCAGCGAAUUCAGGCGCUUAUCAACACCACCCGCAUCCAUAUUCUGGCCUCCAUGAAUCCAGAUGGCUAUGAGUUAGCCGCCUCAGAGGUAGAGGAUCGCAAUGAUCCGGAGCUCAGCAACCAGGAAGGUCACUUGUUAAAUGGGUGGACCAAUGGACGGACUAAUGCCCAGAAUAUUGACCUCAACCGAAAUUUUCCGGACCUGACCUCUGUUUUUUACCGGAACCGCCGCAGCAGGCACUACCGCAUUGAUCACAUCCCAAUCCCAGAUGCCUACUGGUUUGGCAAGGUGGCACCAGAGACCUAUGCAGUGAUGAAGUGGAUCAGAUCACUGCCCUUCGUUCAGUCUGCCAGCCUCCACGGUGGGGAGCUGGUGAUCUCCUAUCCCUUCGACUACUCUAGAGAUGUGCACGAAGAGAGGAUGUUCUCACCCACUCCCGAUGAGCAGGCCUUUAAGCAGCUGGCACGUACCUAUGCAGAUGCCCAUGAAACAAUGUCAAACAAUGACACAGACAGGUGUGGAGCCUCCUUUUACCGAACUAGGGGCAUCAUCAAUGGCGCAAUGUGGUACAGUUUUGCUGGUGGUAUGUCAGACUUCAACUACUUGCACACUAAUUGUCUGGAAAUCACUGUGGAGCUUGGCUGUGACAAAUUCCCCUCAGAGGCUGAGCUUUACCCAGAAUGGAAGAGGAAUAAGGAAGCUCUGCUCAGUUUCAUGGAGUCUGUACAUCGAGGGAUAAAGGGAGUCGUUAAAGAUACUGAUGGAAAUGGGAUAAAAGGAGCAAGUGUCUCUGUCAGGGGGAUUAGGAAAGAUAUCACCACAGCUGAAGAUGGAGACUACUGGCGGCUGCUAAACCCUGGUACUCACAUCCUGACAGCCACAGCCAAGGGUUUCUCCAGGGUCAGUAAGAGGGUUCAUUUGCCUCACAACAUGAACAAGGCUGGACGUGUCGACUUUAUCUUGGAGAAGGUUCCCGUGGAGCCAGAUAUUGACGACCACCUUUUCCCCACAGUCGACACAUGGGAUCGAUUCGACCCCUACAAUCAGUUUGAGCGCUACAGCGAGCCAGUUGUAGAUGAGGCAGGGAUAGAGCGGCAGGAGAAACCAUGGUGGUGGAACUACUUCUCCCAAUCUGGCAUCUCACCUCCACACUGGCUGUUGCGAAAUGUCUAGACGCAUUACAUGACAAUAAAGAUCCCAACAUACCACUGGUAGACUGGUGAUGGAUGCUCCUACAUCCAGUCCCACCAAGUGCUGUCAGAGGCAACUACGUGGCAGGAGCUGUGACCCUGAAAUCAGCUGUACCUAAAUAGAUUUCAUUGCUUCCUGGAAGGAUGUGAAUAGGCUUUUUCCUACAAAUUUAAUUAUGGCCUAUAAGUGGCGUUUCGACCAAUAUUGCUUUGCAGCUGCACUUGUUUUAAGUAAAAAAAAAAAACUAGUGCAAGGUAAAUGGGUUAUGGAUGCCCCGAUGGUCCAAUUUUUAAAGAUUUUUUACAAUCAAAAAUAAUAAUAUGCACUUAUUUGAAUAUUGUGAUUACAGAUUAUAAUUUCAUGUGAUGGCAGCUGCAUAAAAUGUCAUUGUGCACAUUUUAAAAAAUUGAGUUGGGUACAAAAUUUUAUGCAGAUUUUUUAUUUUUUUAUUUUUACAUUCCGCAGGUGAUAUCUCUGUGUGUUUCAGCCACAUUUUAUACGUUAUACAAAGCUUCAGUGCUUCAGUCAAAAUGUUUUGGACCUGCAACAGCUCAUUCUAGCUCAUUCAGCUCAGCUCAUUUAGCAGUGUGUCAAUUGUGAACAGUAGAAAUACUUGCUUUGUUUUCACAAAUAUGAAAAAAAAAUUAAACAUGUGUGGCAUAUCUCCUUCCAUUUAGAAAUGAAGUAAUAUAUUAUUAGUUUUAAAUACGCCUAGCUUUCAGCUCUAACCCUAUUAUAUUGUAACCUUUGAUCACCAGAGGGCGCCAGAGAUUUAUGUAAUGACUGUAUGCCAAAUUCAUUAAAGUCAG